AUGAAGUUCAAGAGAGAUGAUUUCAGUCGAGUGAAGCUGAUCUCUCUGCACAACGAUGAAGGCUCGGAUUACAUCAAUGCAAACUUUAUUCCUGGUUAUAACUCUCCGCACGAGUUCAUCGCCACGCAGGGGCCGCUGCCCGAGACCAGGAACGAUUUCUGGAAGAUGGUCCUGCAGCAGAAGUCUCACAUCGUCGUCAUGCUGACCCAGUGUAACGAGCGCAGGAGGGUGAAGUGUGACCACUACUGGCCGUUCACCGAGGAGCCCGUGGCGUACGGAGAGAUUACGGUCGAGAUGCUGUCGGAGACCGACUCGCCUGAGUGGACUGUCAGAAACUUCAGACUGGGAUACGCUGAUGAAACUCAAGACGUUUUGCACUUUAAUUACACCUCGUGGCCUGAUCACGGCGUGCCGACAGUCAACGCCAUUGAGAGCAUCUUACAGUUCGUUCAGAUUGUACGGCAGCAGGUCAGCAGGACCAGAGGACCCAUCGUGGUCCACUGCAGUGCUGGAGUGGGCCGGACCGGCACCUUCAUCGCUCUGGACCGGCUGAUGCAGCACAUUCAGGAACACGAGUAUGUGGAUGUCCUGGGCCUGGUGUCGGACAUGCGCUCGCACCGGCUCUCCAUGGUCCAAACCGAGGAGCAGUACGUGUUCAUCCAUCAGUGUGUCCUCCUCAUGUGGAAGAAGAAGAAGCAGCAAACGCACACGAGCGACGUCAUCUACGAGAACGUCAGCAAGUCCUAAUGAAGUCUGACUCUCCUCACAUCAGCGAUGACAGACGUGUGACAUCGACACCAGAAACCAGCCAAGCGGCGGCCGCAGAGGAGAAUCCUUCACUCAUUUACUCCCAUAGAAGCUCUUAUUUAGUGGACGUACGACGGAACCAAUCCGAUGCCUUAAAACGAGCUGCCGCGUCCUCCCGUCUCCGCAGAGCGAAGGAGAAUGCCGCAGCGCCGGACUGACGCUGCUUCCAUCCGCAUCUAGUCUUUAGUUUGUGUGUGAAUCUCAGGAUCAUCUGGUGCGACACGGCCGGACACGUCAGCGUUCGUUUUAGGCCAGUGUAAAGUGUGUUUCGUGAGUUUGUACCGCACUCUGUCUGUAAUAGUGUUAGUUUUCACGUCUCCAGAGGAGGCCGAGUGACAGAACCAGAUCCUUCUGUCGGCAUGCACAUGUAAACACGUUUCGGACCUGACGGCCUUCAAUUACUGCCAUACACAGACCAUCUGCUUCAGUUACAAAGGAAGAACGGACGCACACGUGCGAGUGUUUCGCACUGAUCAUCUGUGCUACUGUAUGUAGAGAGGCAGACGGUAGCUGCGCUUAUGUGACCGAGUGUUUUAGCCUGUGAUUUCUGCUAAAUCUCCUGCGGGACCGCUGAGCUUCGCUGGCUUUAUCUGCAGGCGUUUGGAUGUUCACUGGACUGGUUCCAGUGGCGUUUGCACAGUUCCAGUGCGGUCGGACUGAAUGUGAGCAUCCAGCGGCUCGACUCUCAUCACUGCGACGCUUCGCUGCUGCUGCUGAAUCUGACACUGAUUCCACACGUCGUGUUCGCUGAACGUUAUUAUGGGAAGCCAAACACCCAGAAGUAGGACGAAACAUGGCUCAAUAGACUGAAUGGUACGACUGACUAGACAGCGCAGGGAAGGACGUACAUGGCACAAACUAAUCUCACCAUCGCGGUGCUGAUCAAUUACAACAUUACUCGUACUGCUCCGCAGAAGUUCAUGUGUUUGCCUAGCAACCACCCAGAACACCCUAGCAACCGCAUAGCAACACUUUAGCAACCACCCCGAGUACCUUGGCAACCACAUAG
Sinocyclocheilus grahami is the source of this 1816-nucleotide messenger RNA. Its product is annotated as receptor-type tyrosine-protein phosphatase O-like. The record is from RefSeq and is a predicted model, not a curated record. The transcript has 8 exons. NCBI's taxonomy places the organism in Eukaryota, Metazoa, Chordata, Actinopteri, Cypriniformes, Cyprinidae. The coding region runs from base 1 to 747 and encodes 248 amino acids. Gene Ontology annotation, molecular function: protein tyrosine phosphatase activity; cadherin binding; Wnt-protein binding. Gene Ontology annotation, cellular component: plasma membrane; glutamatergic synapse; GABA-ergic synapse. Gene Ontology annotation, biological process: regulation of glomerular filtration; negative regulation of canonical Wnt signaling pathway; axon guidance.